Molecule: messenger RNA, 1071 nt
Organism: Fopius arisanus
Lineage: Eukaryota; Metazoa; Arthropoda; Insecta; Hymenoptera; Braconidae
Product: dnaJ homolog subfamily C member 4-like
Exons: 4
Coding region: 119-799 (226 amino acids)
Source: RefSeq, a predicted model, not a curated record
UUUUUUUUACAGCAAAUACUAAUCAGCUGUUUGAGAUCCUGUCAAUAGAGGGAAAAACUAAAAAAAAUGAGGAAUAAAUUUAUGUGUGUCAUUAAUUAUUGAUAUUGAGGUGCAAAUUAUGUCUCAAGUGUGUCGAAUUCUCAGGGUCAUUGGAUAUCUCAAGCAAACGGAACGACAUUAUGCAGCUCACAGAGUACAAAAUUAUUACAAAACUCUGGGGAUCAAGGCUAAUGCCUCGAAGGAGGAUAUUAGGGCAGCUUUUUUAACUCUGUCUAAACAAGUGCAUCCCGACGCAGGCAACAACACUGGUCACGCGGAAUUCGUUAGAAUCACAGAAGCUUACAAUGUCCUUAGCAAAGAGCAUACGAGACGGGAAUACGAUGCAACAUUGAAAUACGCUAGAAAUCCUAUUCAUUAUUCGCCUUACCAUCCAUUUGACCGAACAAUUUACCGCAAUCACACGUCUCAUUUUGAGGCAUGGCGAGACAUCAGGGGACGAACGAGAGAGAACUGGCGAGAUGAUGGAGAUCCCUUUCAGGAUGGCUUGAGAACAGUUGAACCUAAAGGACCAUCGAAAGCCAUGAUCGUCAUGAUAUGCCUCCUAACAAGUGCGAUAGGAUUCAGUCUUCAGAUUCUGGCUGUCGUUAAAUCUCCAACUUUCAACAGAGCCAAAAUGCUGGAAAAAUCCAAGGAGUACAGUGCGCAGCUCGAGGAAAUUCGUAUUAAUCAAAAUCACCAUAAAUCUCUAUCAGAUAGUAUCGAUGCCUUUCGAAAACGCGUCAAUAUCCCAGAGGAAUGACUGCGAAAUUGCUUGACGCAAGACUCCACGUGAGAGGACAACAGAGAUAGUGAAUUAUUUUUGUGAAAUUACAUCUAGUCGAAAUAUUUCAAUUAAUUUAUUUUCUUAUUAAAACAAACGUCAAUGAUAGACGUAGAGUUACAAAUGCUAAUUACGAAUGAAGGUACGUUAAACUUUUUGGAAGACUAAAGAGUGUUAUAAUUUAGGGGUAAAACGAAUCAUAUAUAUCACAUCUGCGUAAUUCUAAAGAUAAAUAAGAGAAAAUGAAGUCA